Messenger RNA from Aspergillus tubingensis, 5007 nucleotides. Its product is annotated as nuclear pore complex Nup192/Nup205 family protein. The coding region runs from base 1 to 5007 and encodes 1668 amino acids. Lineage: Eukaryota; Fungi; Ascomycota; Eurotiomycetes; Eurotiales; Aspergillaceae. Gene Ontology annotation, cellular component: nuclear pore; nuclear pore inner ring. Gene Ontology annotation, biological process: nuclear pore organization. The record is from RefSeq and is a predicted model, not a curated record. Gene Ontology annotation, molecular function: structural constituent of nuclear pore. The transcript is spliced from 5 exons.
AUGGAGGAAAGAGAUGCUGCAACGGGCCUUCGUGGCCUGUAUCAGGAUCUCUCUGCUCUUUCAGCUUCGUCCUUUGUGAACAUCGAGCGUCUUCGAGUCGAGCUGGAGACUCACAUCGAUGAUUUCAAGAAGCUCCUCGACAAACCUCCAAAGAACAACACAAGUCGCCAGGCGGUCCUCUCCGGUAAAAUUACCGUCGACGACCUCGAGUACUCAAUCAAUGAGGAAUUUCAACAAGGAGCGUUAAUGCUGGCAGAUGCACUGAAUCUCGAUGAAUUGCAAGCAGCAAUGCUGUUUAUGGCGGCGCAGGAGGAUGCUCACGUCUUGGAUCGGCCUCCCGUCAUCGCUGCGAUCAUGCGAUUCCACGAGCGCCGACAAUUCUUGCUCGACUCUCUACGGCUUAUUUUCCAGGAGUCCUUCGAAGUGGAGCGGGAGAUGACACAGGUUCUCAUGCAGGAAAUGCUGGCUUUCGUGGUGGAAAUAAAGGAUGGGCCUUUGCGGAAUGCGUCACUAUAUACACGCAAAUGCAUGAAGUCGAUGGAAGACAUUGAGAACUGGCUUGUCCUCCUCAACGAGCAAACCCAGAAAGCGUCCAUUGUUGGUCAGUCAGCGGAAUACGACAUUGUGGAGGCUCUCGAAUACCAACGCAGCAGCUUACAGCAACAACACGAAUCCCUCGGUGCUGUGCUAUGCUACCUAUUCAAAGGACCUUACACCAGUUCGGAGGACCUCCGCUUACUUCUAGACCACCUUCGGAAGCUCGAACGUUUCGAUGGACUCCUUAUUCACUACCUUCCUUGCAUAAUUGCGUCUUUUGUCCAGCAUGGGUCUCCGGAAAGCUCUAGUUCCUAUAGGGAUGCUAGGAGCCUGCAUACAGCGAUCACAUCCUCCAAAGACGUUCAGCCUUGGAAGAUCCCCACGUUCCACUCUGCCGUCAUCGCACUAUGGCUCGCUGUCUACAGUGGGUGGGAUUUCGAUGGGCCUGCAUCUCCUCUCCAAGGUGUGGACUUGGAAAAAGAUUCAGAAGAGCGCACAAAGAUGUUUAUGACUGCUCUGGAUGAUGGAGGCCUCGAACUCAUCCUUGCCGUCUGCUAUGGCGUGAACGAUGAAGAAUGGGCUGAUCCGGCUCGUAGUGAACUGGUCACAUUAUUAUUGAAAGAAAGCGCGUCGGCAACACUUGAAACUGAUAGUUGCUCGGACUUCUCAAAGGUGCUUCUAAUGGAGAAUUUCGAGGCUUUUGCCGAGGCAUGCAUAGCGAACAUGCCCGAUGCGGUGCGAAUGUUGAAGACGGAAGAGGAUUCGCAAAGACUGGAUCAUCUUACUGCUUUGCGGGACGGCUUGACUUCAAGCCUCCAUAGUGGCCCGGUAGAGGCCCGAACACAUCUUGAGUCGUUCUUGAUGAUCAUGGCAUUCGCGUUCGAGCAUCGGCCAGACUCCGCACAGGAAUUCUGGGCUGAUCCAGAUGGUAACCUUUAUGGUUUCCUCCAAUGGGCAUCGAAACGGCAAACUGUUCCCAGGGUCAGCGCUUUCUGCGAGUUACUGUGCUCCAUCUCCGUAGGCGAGGAUAAUGCCACUGCGGCCCAUCGGUUUUUGUCUGAAGAAGACAAGUUCAUGUCCGCGAAAUUCAAACGAUCUACGUCCAUGAACUGGUCACAGAUGUUCGCCGAGCUUCAACUGUACGCGACGAGAGUUACUGAAAAGCCGUCUACAUCGCAGGCAAUCCUGCGGUCAAGGAAACUCGACCCGGCUGAUAUGAGCGAGCCGGAGAGUCCGGUUAUGUUGACAUGCUACCUGAGGCUGCUAGAGCAUCUGAGUAAGCAGAGUGCUACGAUACGAGACUGGCUGCUUCAUCACCCUACAUUUAAUGUCGUCGGUACGCUGUUGACGCUUUGCAGUGGGCCCAUCCCUACGCAUUUGCGAGCAAACGUCUUUGCAGCACUUGCGGCCCUGAUGACAGAUAGAACCUCUCACAAUGGGAACGAAAUGUGGCUUGCUAUCGACCAGUGGAUUUCUGGGGGUUCUAUGAGUGCUUCCAACCUAGGGAAAGUCCCGGUCGUUUCCAACCCGCUUGUGUGGCAUGAGCAACAGGCCUUCCAAAGGAUUGGCGAGAGUUUCGAUCAAGCCAAUGCCUUCGUUCGGCUCGUUUAUUCGCUCAUCUCCCCUGCUCUCGAUUCAGCUGAUUUUCACCUCUCCUUGCCGUUCCCCGAGAGCCUGGGUUCGUCCUAUCGGAUGCCAGGCAUUGAACCUUACAUAGACUUUGUCAUGGGUCAGGCUCUUUCCAGGAAAAUUCCGGAUCUGAACGAACGGCAGACUCGCUUCUUGACUUACAACUGCCUGGACUUUAUUGUGACAUGUCUGCAAUCUUUCAACGAAAGCCUGGUCUCCGUUCUCAGCCAGCCUACGAUAUCCACUGAUAGUGUUAUCAAGCAAUCGACAUUCGUCACCUACAUUCGUCUUCAUCCCUUUGCACGAGUCACGGAGUGGCUUUUCAAUGAGGACGUGAUCAAAGCUAUCUUUGCUACUGCCCAUCAAGAUGUAAAUGAGGUUGCAAAGGCCUCAUCAGACUCCGUCCUCGUCCAGUCCUUGCUCCGGAGCUUGGAAGUCAUGGACAUGAUGAUCGACCUUCAAUCGACAUAUUUCAAUAUUGUGAGGCCGGCAAUCAAGGCCCAGACCGGCACAAGCAGAACAAAUGUGGCGAACUCUGCGCUGUCAGCUUUUGAGGAUAGCAUACUCAACAACCUGUCCAUAAUCCCUGCGUUGUGUCUUUACUGCAGCACCGGGCACCAGCAACUCACCGUCACGUCAAUGGCGUUGCUGGAGAAGCUAUCCAGCUCGGGAAAGCUGAACAAGAUCACGUCUCCGGAGUUGUCUAAGUGGCGUUCACCGAACAAGAUCGUCGAAGUUCUUAGUGCUGAGGUAGAUCUCAACAGUGUCUCGCGUCCUCUUGUGUCUCAGAUGCAACCCGAGUCAAGAGAGAUAGAAUCUGGCCCACAGUCGCCGGGUUAUAUUAUCAGGGAAAGCCUCCUGGCACUUCUCAACAGCUGUCUCAGCACGAUUAAUGACCGACCUACGAUAGCUCACCUGCUCCUUGGGUUUAAUAGCAUCGGUAACAUACUUGACAUUGCUCCCGACAGCCUGUUUGCUGAUAAGAUGUCUCUGCUCCAUGCUGUCAUCGGAUUCUUGCAAAACUACCCUGACGAGCUGGAUGGCAAUAUUCUCCCUUGGCUGGUGCAUGUCAAGCGCAUGGCCUUUGGAGUAUUGAAGCACCUUUGGUCUUCUAAACUUUCUUCCUACUUCACACUUGCCGAGAUGCGUGGCAGCCGCUUCCUUCUCAGUAUGUUUGCGAGUCAGCCGAUCAUAGGGCCAAACACACCCUGGGAUGGAUUUCUGAUCGGCACGCCUGAGUUCUGGCUCUCUGAGUCAACGGCUGGUCUUGCAGAGUUCCUUCUCUACAGAAGCUAUUUGUUCGACUACGCUGCUACAGAAAUUCGCUCGGCUACAAAGCUCGGGUCUCCGACUCUUCAAGCUGAAAUAAUAUCAACUCUAUUUGGGAACUCUGUUUCGGAGACUGGGGAGACCAUUGUGAAUCCUUCCAUCUUCGAUAUGUUCGAUUUCGCAGACCUGGACACUCAACAUCAAUUGCAACCACCGGCUCUAAAUUUCCUUGAUGGUCUCGAAUUUGACCUCUGUGCGCGACCGGAAACGGACAGUUCUCCGAUUGUGUACAACCUGGACGAGAUAGUGGAACUCGUCCAGGUUAGGAAGGAAGAAUUGUCAUUGAGUGGGCAUCUACGACCUCAGGACGAAGAGCUAUUCCAGGCCGAGUCCGAAAGUCUGAUAUUAUUCGUACGGUCCACAAACCAAGCAAGCCAGAUCGCGUUCAAUCGUUAUUUGGCUCUACGGUCUUGGACCCAGCUCAUCACCACGAUGCUCACUUGUUCUGAAAUUGAAGGCGGAAGGAGAGCUACCUUCAUCCUGCAUUCGCUCCAGUUGAUCCUCCCCAAGCUAGAAAUUGCUAUUGAAGAAGACCUACCGGAAGGCUUAGAACUGGCACGACUGGCUGAGACCUUGGUUAGUAGGCUGGAAUCUCCGAAGCCCGGUUCUGGUAUUCCCCGCAGGAGUGGCGACGUUCUCGAUGAAAAGCUUCAUCAAUUAUUCCAAGUCUGCGUCAGAGGUGUGACCUUAGCAAACGGAAAUGUGAGCAUCAGGGAGACCUUUUACAACACCUGCGCACACUAUGUCGCUGGUAUUAUCUCAACAGAGCCCGUGCAUCAAAGUAUGAGGCUCCAGAGCCAGCAAGUGAUCAAAGCUGCAGGCCAUGCCCUGAUUGAGGCCGUCUGUGAUGAUGCAUAUGCUGGCCAGGAGACAUGCCGAGUAUCUGCCCUUUUGCUUCUGAAUUUAUUGGCUGCUCUGGACAGGCAAGCGGAUGGACUGUUGGCCGAUUCUAUCUCCCAAUCCAACUACCUGAGCCUCUUCUUGGACUCCAUCAGGUCGCUACCUAUCGAAUUGAGAAACGCUCAGGCCAGUGAUACACCUUUGCUAUUGUCCUACUACCAGUCACUCUUGUCUCUCCUCCAGGAGCUUUGCCAGACCAAGAAUGGUGCGACGUAUGUCCUGAAAACUGGCCUGUUCCAGGCAGUACGGGACUCGCAGCUAUUUGCAGCCGACCCAGAUCUCGGUAUCGAUAUCGAUAACCCAGAUGCUCUUCGGAAAUACUAUGACCUGCUUGACUCGGUUCUCCGAGUUGUUGUCGCCGCUGUUUUCUCUCGAGGGCUGCACAACGAGCAGAUGCUGGAGCAGACUCGAAUCUUCCUUGCCGAGAACAGACAAAGCAUGGUUGGCAUUUUCAAAAGAUUUGCCAAGCUUGGAGGUGCAGGUGCCGCAGAUCACCAUGAUGCACUGCGGAAACUCACCAAGUCAUAUCUGGCACUUAUCACGGCCACGGAUUUUCUGGAGUUCGAAGAUCAGGAAGUAAAAGAGCAGACGGGAAUGAAGUUCUUUACGUGA